Molecule: messenger RNA, 1138 nt
Organism: Thrips palmi
Lineage: Eukaryota; Metazoa; Arthropoda; Insecta; Thysanoptera; Thripidae
Gene: Trax
Product: translin-associated protein X
Exons: 5
Coding region: 151-975 (274 amino acids)
Cellular component (GO): cytoplasm; nucleus
Molecular function (GO): sequence-specific DNA binding; RNA endonuclease activity; RNA binding
Source: RefSeq, a predicted model, not a curated record
UAUUUGCAGUCUCAAUAAUCUGUAUAAAAACAUAAACAAAAACAUACGGACCUUCUGAUCUGAUGAAUUCUUACGACAGUUCUGAUAGACUUCAAAACGGACCGAUACAGUUUUCAUUCCUGAACGCACUCGCUUGAGUUUGCCUGUGAAAUGAGCCACGGUCAGAGAGGGAGGCGCGGAGGAGGAAAUCGUCCGUGGAGGCCGCAGAUUGGUGAAAGAGGAAAGAAUGUUGUGGAAGGGUUGAAUGAAAAUUCGCCUGUUAUUCAAAGCUUUCGAAAGUUUGCUUCAGAGCUUGAUGCAAAGCAUGACAGGCAUGAAAGACUUGUGAAACAAAGCAGAGAUGUGACAAUCGAGAGCAAGAGAAUCAUAUUCCUGUUGCAUUCCAUCGACAAGGAGAGCAAAAGGGAAGCAGUGUUGGCUGAGGCACAGACUCGAAUUGCUUCUCUUAAUACUACAAUAUUUAAGGAAAUUGCCAAAGAACUGCAAGGGCAAGACCAAUACCAAUAUCUUCGGGCUGUCUCUCCUGGAAUUCAGGAAUAUAUUGAAGCUGUUACUUUCAUGUUUUAUAUUAGAGAUGGUAAAUUACCUCAUUGGGACGAAUUACAGCCAUCUUUAUCUUACGGUGAAGAAGGACAAAUUAAUUUAAUUCCUAUUGAGUUUUUCCUCGGAGUGGGGGAUUUGACUGGAGAGCUAAUGAGAUGCUGCAUUCAAAGUCUUGGAACAGGAUCCACCAAGAGCUGCUAUGAGGCCUGCUCUUUUGUGAGAGAUAUUUACAUAGGUUUCAUGAGUGUUGGCCACACUGGACACAGAGAGUUCCAGCGCAAGUUGAACGUCCUCAAGCAAUCCCUCACCAAGAUGGAAAUGGCGUGCUACACUUUGGCUGUGCGGGGCAAUGAAAUGCCCAAGCACAUGCUUGCCGAUGUCUUCAGCACUGGUGAAGUGAAUGAUGGUGCUGACGAGGGAUUCUGUGACUAGUCACUGAAAUUGACACAACUUCACCUGCUACUGUACAAAAUUUAAUUAAAUCUAUUGCUUUACAAGUUCUCCCCCAGUGUUAAAGCCCCCGGUGAAAAUAUUGUAACGAGACCAACGUAUCACAAGAGGUAAAAUCAUCAAUAAACCAAAUGUUAAAUAAAAA